GGAAGUUGUGAACAAAACUCAGAAGAAACGAAAGUGAAAAAAAAUGUUGCUCAGCAGCUUCUCGUAGGCUAGUGUUUGUUAGCACGUAAGGGAAAUGGCAGAGGCGAUUUCAAGUAACGAAGACAUUUUAAUGUGCUCGGUUUGUUUGGAUCUACUGAAGGAUCCAGUGACUAUUCUCUGUGGACACAAUUACUGUACGGGCUGCAUUAAGGGCUGCUGGGAUCAGGAAGACCAGAAGGGAGUUUACAGCUGCCCACAAUGCAGACAGACAUUCGCUCCAAGACCCGUUUUAAACAAAAAUAAUGUUAUUGCAGAGCUAGUGGAACAACUAAGGAAGACCAGAAUGCACGCUGCCCCUCCUGCUCUAUCUACUGCUGGACCUGGAGAUGUGGAGUGUGAUGUCUGCGCUGGGAGAAAACUCAAAGCUGCAAAGUCCUGUUUGGAUUGUCUGUUGUCUUACUGUGAAACCCACUUCAAAGUUCAUAAUGAUAUUCACCCAGGAAGAAAACACUCAGUGAUUGAUGCCACAGGCCAGUUACAGGAGAGGAUCUGCUCUGAACAUAAGAAAGUUUUAGAAAUAUUUUGUCGUACUGAUCAGAGUUGUAUCUGCUACCUGUGCACGAUGGACGAACAUAAAGGCCAUGACACAGUCACAGCUGCUGCAGAAUGGAAAAACAAACAGAAGCAGUUGGGGCAGACCCAGAGGAGAUUCCAGCAGAGAAUCCAGGAGAGAGAGAAGGAGCUGCAGGAGCUGAGGAAGGCUGUGGAGACUCUCAAGAAAAUCUUCUACACCUUAAAAGGACAUGCUCACAUCUUCUCUCUCUCCACAAACCUCACAAUUCCCAGUUGGAUGUUUCUUAAUGAUAAAUAAAUUGCUGUUUAAACCUGUGUGACCUAUUCGUAAUCUGUUAAACCAAACCUCCUCCUGUCUAUUUGUGUAACUAUUCCUUUUCCUUGAUAUUUCUUGUUUCAAUUUGUAUAAAUGUCUACCCCUUCUCUCCUUAUCCCACUCAGAUUGCCACAUUGCA
Alosa alosa (allis shad) is the source of this 1028-nucleotide messenger RNA. RefSeq names its product E3 ubiquitin/ISG15 ligase TRIM25-like. The transcript is spliced from 3 exons. Gene Ontology annotation, molecular function: zinc ion binding. Bases 95 to 871 code for a protein of 258 amino acids. NCBI's taxonomy places the organism in Eukaryota, Metazoa, Chordata, Actinopteri, Clupeiformes, Clupeidae. The record is from RefSeq and is a predicted model, not a curated record.